AUGGAGGACUCAGAAGGCAGCACCACAGCCACCACACUGACUGCUGCUCCAUCUGCCCCUCCUCCUGAUGUGGCUGUAACUGAUGUGAAUUCCUCCAACAUCACUGUCCAGUGGGGGAGUGUACCAUUUCCUGGUCAGCCAACUGCCAGUCUUGACUCCACAACAGCCACUACCAUCUCCCUCUCCUGGAGUGUUCCCAGUGGCUCAGUGGUGACUGAAUACCUUAUAGAAUGGACUAGAGACACUUCAGUAGGCUGUUCUGAUGAGGACACAGGCAGUACCACUAUCACUGCUACCAGCCAUACUAUACCUGAUCUAGAGGAGGACAGUAGGUACACCAUCACUGUGACAGCCUCUAAUGGAGCUGGUAGUGGUCCUGUCAGUAACACAGUGACUGCAAUGACUGGGGAGGCAGCUCCAUCUGCCCCUCCCUCUGAUGUGACUGUAACUGAUGUGACCUCUUCCACCAUCACUGUCCAGUGGGGAGAGGUGCCAUUUGCUGUCCCAGUUCUGACAGUAGACUCCACAACAGCCACCUCCAUCUCCCUCUCCUGGACCAGUGCUGGCUCAGAGGGAGUCAUGUAUGAGGUGGAGUGGCAGAGAGACACCUCAGUAGGCUGUACUGAUGAGGACACAGGCAGUACCACUAUCACUGGAGGUUCCAUGACUAGCUACAAUAUCACUGGACUAGAGGAAGACAGUAGGUACAUUGUAAAUAUGACAGCUUACAAUUCUCUUGGAAAUGAAAGAAGUGAGCCAGUCACUGCAAUGACAAUGAUUGCUGCUCCAUCUGCCCCUCCGUCUCCUGUGAAUGCAAUGGUGGAGAGCUCAACUAGUAUCACUGUCCAGUGGGGGGAGGUACCAUGUAUCCAUCAGAAUGGAGACAUCACAGGAUACUCAGUCCAGUAUGGAGUGAUGGGGAGUGGGAACACAGAGACUAUGACUGUCUCAGGAGCUAGUACCACUCAGACCACCAUCACUGGUCUCAAUCCCAUCCACUACCUACUCCAUUAG
Molecule: messenger RNA, 1014 nt
Organism: Geodia barretti
Lineage: Eukaryota; Metazoa; Porifera; Demospongiae; Tetractinellida; Geodiidae
Source: the annotation of a GenBank genome assembly